This is a messenger RNA of Sapajus apella (tufted capuchin), 3065 nucleotides long. RefSeq names its product rabenosyn, RAB effector (gene RBSN). Gene Ontology annotation, molecular function: metal ion binding. The record is from RefSeq and is a predicted model, not a curated record. Bases 535 to 2889 code for a protein of 784 amino acids. The transcript has 13 exons. Lineage: Eukaryota; Metazoa; Chordata; Mammalia; Primates; Cebidae.
CUCGACAGGCGUCUGUCUAUCAGCGUGCCUUACGGUUGAUUCGCCGCCGCAGGCGCACCUGCCGAGUGCCGAGCUACCGAUGGAGAUGGCGUCGGCAGCUGUGUGAGGGGCCGUGGAGGCCCAGAACCCGGGCCCACGGGACUGGAAAGGCCUGCGUGCCUGCAGGAGGCCGGCCGGGUACAGAGGGUGCCUUACGAGUGUUAAGAACUCACCAUAUGUGGUCAAGUAAACAAUCAAGGUAAAGAGCAUCAAGUAAAAACUUCUGCUUGUUGAUAAGUACUUCAGACACUCCCCCAGUAGCUAAAGUGGCAUACGAAUUAUGAAGUUGAAUCAUUUGGAAUGAAUGUAAGAGAAUUGUCAAGGGCUCCUCCUAUUCCGGAGCGGGAACCUCAUCCAGGGCCAUGAAGCCGCUUCCUCACCAUCUGUGUACUGCUUGAUAAAGCUCAUGCUGCAGGAACCAUGGUUCCUUGGAAGGAAUCAAGCUGACUCUUGGCAUGAGAUCCCUGCCUUCUUAGGGUUGAGAAGGGCACUACCAUGGCUUCUCUGGACGACCCAGGGGAGGUGAGGGAGGGCUUCCUCUGCCCUCUAUGCCUGAAGGAUCUGCAGUCUUUCUAUCAGCUUCAUUCACAUUACGAGGAAGAGCACUCAGGAGAAGACCGUGAUGUCAAAGGGCAAAUUAAAAGUCUUGUCCAGAAGGCUAAGAAAGCAAAGGACAAGUUGUUGAAACGAGAAGGGGAUGAUCGAGCAGAAUCAGGGACCCAAGGAUAUGAGUCUUUCAGCUAUGGAGGGGUUGAUCCUUACAUGUGGGAACCCCAGGAGCUUGGUGCUGUGAGAAGCCAUCUUUCUGAAUUCAAAAAACACCGAGCUGCUAGAAUUGACCACUAUGUUGUGGAAGUCAAUAAAUUAAUAAUCAGGUUAGAGAAGCUCACUGCAUUUGACAGAACAAAUACUGAGUCUGCAAAGAUUAGAGCGAUAGAAAAGUCUGUGGUGCCUUGGGUCAACGACCAGGAUGUCCCUUUCUGUCCAGACUGUGGGAAUAAGUUCAGCAUCCGGAACCGCCGCCACCAUUGUCGCCUCUGUGGGUCUAUUAUGUGCAAGAAGUGUAUGGAGCUCAUCAGCCUUCCCUUGGCAAACAAGCUCACCAGUGCCAGCAAGGAGUCCCUGAGCACCCACACCAGCCCCAGCCAGUCACCCAACAGUGUCCAUGGCUCCCGCCGAGGCAGCAUCAGCAGCAUGAGCAGUGUCAGCUCGGUCCUGGAUGAGAAGGACGAUGACCGGAUUCGCUGUUGUACACAUUGCAAGGACACGCUGCUCAAGAGAGAGCAGCAGAUUGAUGAGAAGGAACACACACCUGACAUCGUGAAGCUCUACGAGAAAUUACGACUCUGCAUGGAGAAAGUAGACCAGAAAGCUCCAGAAUACAUCAAGAUGGCAGCAUCAUUAAAUGCUGGGGAGACAACCUACAGUCUGGAACAUGCCAGUGAUCUUCGAGUGGAAGUGCAGAAAGUGUAUGAGCUAAUAGAUGCUUUAAGUAAGAAGAUCUUAACCUUAGGCUUGAACCAGGACCCUCCACCACAUCCAAGCAAUUUGCGGCUGCAGAGAAUGAUCAGAUACUCAGCAACACUUUUUGUGCAGGAAAAGUUGCUUGGUUUGAUGUCGCUGCCGACCAAAGAACAGUUUGAGGAACUGAAAAAGAAAAGGAAGGAGGAAAUGGAAAGGAAGAGGGCCAUGGAGAGACAAGCUGCCCUGGAGUCCCAGCGAAGGCUUGAGGAAAGGCAGAGUGGCCUGGCUUCUCGAGCAGCCAACGGCGAUGUGGCAUCUCUCCGCAGGGGCCCUGCCCACUUGAGAAAGGCUGAGGGCUGGCUCCCACUGUCAGGAGGUCAGGGGCAGAGUGAGGACUCAGACCCUCUCCUCCAGCAGAUCCACAACAUCACAUCGUUCAUCAAGCAGGCCAAGGCUGCAGGCCGCAAGGAUGAAGUGCGCACCCUGCAGGAGAACCUGCGGCAGCUGCAGGAUGAGUAUGACCAGCAGCAGACAGAGAAGGCCAUCGAGCUGUCCCGGAGGCAGGCUGAGGAGGAGGACCUGCAGCGGGAACAGCUGCAAAUGCUUCGUGAACGGGAGUUGGAACGAGAAAGGGAGCAGUUUCGGGUGGCAUCCCUGCACACACGGACUAGGUCUCUGGACUUCCGAGAAAUCGGCCCUUUUCAGCUGGAGCCUAGCAGAGAGCCUCGUACCCACCUUGCUUAUGCUUUGGAUCUAGGCUCUUCCUCAAUUCAAAGCAGCAUAGCUCCCAAGACUCCUACACCCAGCUCAGCUCAAGAGCCCAUCAGAGUGUGGUCUGGGCCCUCAGCCCUUGGUCAGGAGCUCUUAACCCAGAGCAGCAUGUCACAGCAAAAUGAGGGGCCCUCCUUAAACCCCUUUGAUGAAGAAGACCUUUCCAGCCCCGUGGAAGAGGGCACUGCUAGUCCUCCUGCUGCAGGGGCUUCCUUCGGUCCUUCAGCCCACAUCCCGAAAGAGUACAAUCCUUUUGAGGAAGAGGAUGAGGAGGAGGCAAUGGCUGGGAAUCCAUUCAUUCACCGAGACAGCCCAGCUCCUAACCCCUUCAACGAGGAAGACGAACAUCUCCAGCAGAGGCACUCAAGCCCUCUGGUUCCUGGCAACCCCUUUGAGGAACCCACCUGUACCAACCCCUUUGAGAUGGACAGUGACAGUGGGCCAGAGGCUGAGGAGCCCAUAGAAGAGGAGCUCCUGCUGCAGCAGAUUGAUAACAUCAAGGCAUACAUCUUUGAUGCCAAGCAGUGCGGCCGUCUGGAUGAGGUAGAGGUGCUGACGGAGAACCUGCGGGAGCUGAAGCACACCCUGGCCAAGCAGAAGGGGGGCACUGACUGACCAGCAAUGGGGAGGGCACCUUUGGGCCCAGGGGUCUGGCAGGAGCCAGUGGAGCAGGAGCAGAGCAGGUGGGAUGGAUGGGGAAGGUGGUGGGGUGAGAACUCAGAUGCACACUGUUGUGCUCUUUGAGGUAUUUCCACUACAGUUGAAUAAUAAAAUAGAAACUAGAACAGGGA